AUGUUCGUGUCACGGACUCCUUUGACCGAUGUCAUAAUCGGCAAAGCUCAAAGUAACUCUGAGGUUUUCAUACCAAACAGAGUAGGCAAAGCUCAAAGGAACACUGGAGGUUUCAUGCCUAAGACAAAGGAAGCAACUGUUUCCAACUCUGAGAAGAUGAUGAUAUUGAAAAUCAUGAUACAAAAAUCUACACAAAAGCUAUUGUUUGCGCAAGCAGAGGAUGAUUUUGCCGAUUUUCUCUUUAGUUUGCUCACGAUCCCACUCGGUGGAGCUUUGUCACUUUUGGGGACCAACACUGGUGUUACAAGUUUGGACAAUUUUUAUGUGAGUGUGGAAAGUAUUAAUGGUGAUAAGUACUUAACUAAAGACAGGACCAAAUUUCGAAAAACCGAACUCCCUAUUGGAUAUAUGUCCUCAAACCAAAUUCUCCCUCUAACUGAAGGAGGAUCUCCUGAACUCCAUUUUGUUAGAGCUUCCGAAUAUCUUGGCAGGUAUUUGUCUCCCUCAACCGUGACAUAUAAAAAAACACGAACUCUGUCCAUUUUGCUUCAUCACAAGUCUCCAAAAGUGUGUGGGAAUUAUGUAAAGGGUCCAACAAUGUAUAUGGUCACGGAUGAUUUAACCGUGACUCCAUUGUGUGUGACCUCAAGCCUUUCUAUAUUGGACCGUCUGGGAAUCUCCUUGUCUGAUGUCCAAGAACUGGAGCUUAACAUUGGAUUGGAAGAGGCUCUGAGCAUUUUGAAGGCAUCUCUUACCUCGACUUCGGCCCUGACCAAUGCCCUUUUUAGUCCAUCAUCAAAAAAGCAACCACCGAAAAAGCGUGUUAAAAAAGAACACUGA
This is a messenger RNA of Striga hermonthica, 840 nucleotides long. NCBI's taxonomy places the organism in Eukaryota, Viridiplantae, Streptophyta, Magnoliopsida, Lamiales, Orobanchaceae. The record is from the annotation of a GenBank genome assembly.